Molecule: messenger RNA, 1682 nt
Organism: Camelina sativa (false flax)
Lineage: Eukaryota; Viridiplantae; Streptophyta; Magnoliopsida; Brassicales; Brassicaceae
Source: RefSeq, a predicted model, not a curated record
AACCACUUAACUUCCUUCUUGUCUCUCUCUCUCUCUCUCUCUCUCUGCAAAAAAAUCUCUCUUUUCUUCGUUUUCCACACAUCCUUUCCUUGGGAACACCAAACGACAUUCCAAAGCCGUCGUUUCAUCUGCUCAGUACUCCUCAGAUCCUUAAAUUCUCUCCUUCUCCCAAUCAUAUUAUUCCCCACAAACUCGAGAAGAAGCUUCAUCUCUUCUAAUUUCGUUCUUCCUCUUCAAUUUUUCCAAUUCAUCGCUUCCACAUUGAAGUAAAACAAGUGAUGCGAAUUCUGAUGUUGUUUGUAGAAUGAGAGCAAUUAUUGAAUUAUCUGUUGAAGAGGAACCUGUGAUUAAGAAAGCUAGAAUGAUUGGUAACGUAGAGAAUACUUACGAGGUUCCUAUAAUGUUGUCGUCGCAAACCGAAACAGCUGUUGAAGGGAAUGUUCUAGUUCCUUUGUUAGAUAUUGAAGAAAACAAAGAAACUUGUGUUGAUGAUGGAAGCUGCAAGAAUGGCCAAGAAACCGAGUCUAAUGAGACAAAGAUAGAGAAAGUUUCGGUGGCUGAUCGAAAACAUGUUGUUGUGAAUGAUGGAAACAUAGGAAAGCUUCCUGUUUUUGAGGUGGAAAAGAGUAACGAAGCUAAUGUUAUAUCGACUGUUACGAGGAGUGAUGAAGUUCCCGGGGUAGAGAGCAAAGGUAUCUGUGUUGAUUUGGGUGGAAUCAGAGAAGAGUGUGGAUCAAAUCCGUUGGUGUUAAGGAAAAAACUUCUUGUUCUUGAUCUUAAUGGGUUGCUUGCUGAUGUAGUCUCUCCUCUCAAAGAUGUUAAAGCCGACAUUAAUAUUGGAAGAAGAGCUAUUUUUAAGAGACCUUUUUGUGAAGAGUUUCUGAAGUUCUGUUUUGACAAGUUUGAAGUUGGUAUAUGGUCAUCGAGAAAGCUGAACAAUGUUGUAAGAAUUACUGACUUCUUGCUUGGUGAUAUGAAGAGUAAACUGUUGUUUUGCUGGGACAUGUCUUAUUGUGCUACGACGACUGUUGGUUCCCUUGAAAAUAAGCAUAAAUACGUGGUGUUCAAGGAUCUUAACCGGCUUUGGGAGAAACACGAUCCAAAUCUACCGUGGCAAAUGGGUUAUUACAACCAAACCAACACGGUUUUGCUUGAUGAUUCUCCGUACAAGGCUUUGCUUAACCCACCAUAUACAGCGAUAUUCCCUCAUUCAUACAAUCAUCAGAACAAGACAGACACAUCCUUAGGUAAUGGUGGUGAUCUGAGACUUCAUCUUCAGAGGUUGGUAGAAGCUGAAAACGUUCAAGAUUUCAUCAAGAACAACCCUUUUGGUCAAGAAGCUAUUACAGAAGCAACUGAAUCUUGGGAGUUUUACAGAGAGGCGAUUCGUAUGCUACAUGUACCUGCUCAAAUAUACAGAUUUAGAAACUUGAUACGGUAAAAAACAGAGGAUUGUUUCAAGAUUAUAUUUUUGUUGGGUUUGGGGGAAACAGAUGAAACAAAGAAAAAUUGACGGAAACGGCGUAAUGUUGUUCUAAUGUUUUUGUUAGAGAUGUUUGGUGUUUCUUUUUUAUAAGUUUGAAACUACAGGCAGUUGCUCUCUUUUUUUUUUUGUAUGUAAGUUUGCUACAUUUCAUGUCUCAUCCAGGAUUUUGGGGUGUUUAUACAAGAUCGGUUCAAUU